CGCAGGGCAGAGGCGGCCGCGAAAAGAACGUCCGCUCGCCACUCUUCGCUGUUUUUCGCAUUUUAUCCCCUCUCUGCGCUUCCCCUUCUCUCUUCGAGCCUUGCCAUGGAUCCUGGCGAGGACGGGAAAGUGUCCCUGGAGGGCGCCGCCGCCGCCUUCGCCGCCGUCGCCAGCGCCCCCUGCGCCCUCCUGGCCGCAGCCUCUCACGCCGCCGACGCUGUUGCGCUCCCGCCGGAGGUGGCCGCCGGGUCCGCCCAGAGAGGCGCGGGCGGCCCGCUGGCGGCCACCGUGUCGCUUCCCGCCGCGGCGGUGGCGCCCCUACAGCCCGAGGCCGACCCUGAGUUCCACUGGGGGCGCCGCCAGAUCCUGUCCCUUAUCGCCAAGGUCGAGGACUUCUUCGAGGACUUCUACGACGGCACCAAGAAGAAGAAGAUGAUCUGGAAGGCCGUCGCAGAGAGGAUGCGCAGGGAGGGCCACAACUGCACGGGCGCCGAGUGCGACAAGAAGUGGAGGAACCUGAAGGGAACGUACGUCAAGGUCCUUCAGAAGCAGAUUCACGGCGACACGAGCUACCGCUUCGAGUAUUUCGACGCCCUGCACCAUAUACUCGGGAAGGAGAUCGACCCCCUAGGAAUGAGGGAGCAGGCAAUGUCCCGCGGCCCGGAGGAGGAAAUGCAAGGGACCUCUGACUAUCAUGAGAUCACGGUGGAUGGGAACUUCGUGUGGACGGAGGCCGCGGUGCACCUGCUGCUGGACCUCGUUCUGGAGCACAGAGGCCUGCUGAUGGCCGCCGCCGACUACGCAGACGAGCCGUGGGAGGAAAUCGCUCACCAGAUGGGGGAGGAGUGCCAGGAGGUGCAGGGGAGCCAGUGCCAGCGCAAGUGGCUCAACCUCCAGGAAGGAUUUCGCUUCCACCAGGCGGAGGCGGAGGUGACGGCGUCGGUCCCGCUGUGGCCUUACUUCACGCGCGUCAGGCACGUCAUGAUGUCGCUCAGUAUUCCGACCACUCAGGCGCCUGUGGACCGGAAGCCCAUCCUCGGCCUCGGCAGCACGGCGGAGACCCCGAGCAGGAAGCCCCGAGGAGCAGUCCUGGGCGGAGGCCUGGGCUUGCGCACGCCCUCGUCCUCGUCGUCGGCGGGAGCGGGCGGCGCGGCGCGGAGGGGCCGGGGACUGGCGGGGCGCGUGCGGCAGUUGGAGGGCCACACGAGCCUCAGCCGCCGCCUCGACCACCUGGAGGCGCGCGUGGAGACGUCGCGGCUGCAGCGCGAGGCCUACAAGCAGACAAACUCCAUUCUGACGAAGGUCCUGGCGGAGCUUAGGAGGAUCAACGGCAUCCUGGAGGAGCAGCAGGAGCAGCGCUUCCAGCCCAGCCACCACAUCCACGCCGGAGGCGGCCAGCGGCAGCAGCACCACGACCAGGAGCCGGGCAGCCCCAACCAGGGUAUCAUCAUCGUCGAGGCCUACGACCAGCUCUAGGAACGACCACGCGCGUACAAACACGGACGCUCACACACACACAUACACAUACGCAUAGAGGUGGCAUAUCUUAGUGGUGGAGCGCUGGCUUUGGAGACGCAAGUUCCUGGGUUCGCGCCCGGUCGCCCCUCUCAAUCCUCUCGGCUGUGAGUGAGUGCUGGCAUGCUGACUCUAGCAUGCUGGGUCAAAGUAGGGGCAGAAAGGAAUAAGUGACCCCACCGCAUCACGCCGCUGUUUAAUACGCAUGUUCCGCUCCGGACACGCCCCCUGUCCUCUCGGAUAUGGAACCAACUUUGACUUUGGUAAUGUGAAUACACACA
This is a messenger RNA of Penaeus indicus, 1796 nucleotides long. RefSeq lists its product as uncharacterized. Lineage: Eukaryota; Metazoa; Arthropoda; Malacostraca; Decapoda; Penaeidae. The record is from RefSeq and is a predicted model, not a curated record. The transcript is spliced from 8 exons. The coding region runs from base 106 to 1476 and encodes 456 amino acids.